GUAAAGGAAAAGUAGAUGGGCCUUAUAAUCAUGGAGCUCAGGAGUGAUGUGGUUCCAAAGACUGCAGAGAACUUCCGUGCCCUUUGCACACAUGAGAAGGGGUUUGGCUACAAGAACUCUGGCUUCCACAGAAUUAUCCCUGAAUUCAUGUGCCAGGGAGGUGACUUCACCAACCACAAUGGAACUGGUGGGAAAUCUAUCUACGGAAAUAAGUUUGCUGAUGAGAACUUCCAGCUGAGGCACACUGGCCCUGGAAUCCUCUCUAUGGCCAAUGCUGGAGCAAAUACAAACGGCUCCCAGUUUUUCAUCUGCACUGCUAAGACCUCCUGGCUUGAUGGAAAGCAUGUCGUGUUCGGGACCGUUAUUGAUGGCAUGGAUGUCGUGAAAAAUACGGAGAAACUAGGUUCUCAGUCUGGAAACGACUGUUGCUUGAGGGAGCUUGCGACAAGGCUGCCAUAAACGGCACCAGUUAAA
This is a messenger RNA of Xenopus tropicalis (tropical clawed frog), 474 nucleotides long. Its product is annotated as peptidyl-prolyl cis-trans isomerase. Lineage: Eukaryota; Metazoa; Chordata; Amphibia; Anura; Pipidae. The transcript has a single exon. Gene Ontology annotation, molecular function: isomerase activity; peptidyl-prolyl cis-trans isomerase activity. Bases 16 to 459 code for a protein of 147 amino acids. Gene Ontology annotation, biological process: protein folding. The record is from RefSeq and is a predicted model, not a curated record.